Seminavis robusta is the source of this 1536-nucleotide messenger RNA. The record is from the annotation of a GenBank genome assembly. NCBI's taxonomy places the organism in Eukaryota, Bacillariophyta, Bacillariophyceae, Naviculales, Naviculaceae.
AAAAUGCAUGGUCGGUUGGUCGGAUCUUCCAAGAAGCCGACGAGAGGGCGAGAACACAACAAGAUACAUGUACUGCAUGGGAUUGGUUGGAAAGACAAGCCACAGGAGUAGAAGUCAAGCAAGAAGUCGACUUGCAGAUCCUUGAUAUCACUGAGCGAAAUCAAAAUGGUAGAGAUUGAAGCAGUAGAGGAUCAGCAAGAUGGCGGCCAGGAAGAACCUAAGCGGAAAGAAGAAACUGGUGGAGAGAAAGAAGCUUCUUCGGAUACGCCUGAAGGAGAAUGGUCCGAUUUGAUGGGAGAUAACAUUCAAAUGAAGAUUAUUAGUGAAAGUAAAGAUGCCAAAGAAGUCCAACCACAAGAUGCCGUGGUGAUUGAUUUUAUCGGUCGCCUUGCCCCCAAUCGAGAAGAUGCCGAGGGCCCCAUCUUCCAGGAAGGCAAGGAUUGGUUGAUUGUGAUUGGCGACAAGUAUGUGAUUCCAGCCUUGGAGAUGGGCGUUCGAUUCAUGAAAGAUCAGCAAAAGGCGGUUAUCUGGAGUCAUUCGAAAUUUGCAUUUGGGGUAACCACACGAAAACAUGACGAAGGCUUUGAAUUGCCAAUCAACUCCAAUGUGCGCUAUGAAGUCCAUGUCAAGAAAAUAUUUUGUCCCGAUGAUGGCAGUGAUGAUCCAGAUGGAUUUCAAUUGAAGUUGGCCUUUUCCAAAAAGCUUAUUGCCAAUGACAUGUUCAAAAAUGAACUGUACAAACCCAACGCUUAUUCGGCCAGCAGUGAGCAACGCGCCAUUCGAUUGUAUACCAAAGCCGCCGAUGAAAUGGUACACAUGCUGCAGACACAUGAAGCAGAGAAAGAAAAGGAAGGCGAAAACUACAAAGAGCCCGAGGGACGAAAAGAAAAAGCCACCAAAGCAAUGGAGAUUAUGAUGGAUAGCUUGAACAACGUCGUGGCCGUCUACAUGAAGGCCAAAAAGUACCACGAGGCGAAAGAAGCUGCUGUCAAGGUAUUGACUCACGAUCCUCAAAACUACAAAGCGCUUCUUCGAGCCGCCAAAGCGACCAUGAUGGAUCCAGCGUCUAGCUACGAAGAGUCCGAUGUGGCCAUUGCCGCCGCCGAAAAGGUCGUGACGGAAAAGGACGACUUGGAUGACAAGGAAGUCCGCAAACUGCGGCAAGAGUUGAAGCAAAAGAAGCAGGAAUACAAGAAACGACAGAAAGAAAUGAUGGCUCGCAUGACGAAAGAGCUGAAGCCCAAAGAAGGCAAGCAGCAGCAGGAAUCCGAUACGCAACAAUCUGCAGAAGGAGGGGGUGCCAAGGGGAAUGAACAGGGAGAAGCUGCAACGGACAACAAUAAGACAGAAGAAGGAGAAGAAGCAAUGAUCGAGGAGGAAGAGGAGAAAUCUCCUAUGUGGCGUCGUGUACUCCCGUAUGCCAUUCAGAUUGUGUUUCCGUUCGUCUUGUAUUACCUGGUGACCAGCACUGCGAAGCAACAGCAUACCGAAUUGGAGGAGAGCCAGAGUAACACUGAUCCUUACGAUGAGUUCUAG